GCCGCGGGUCGAUCCCCAUCUUCAGCUCUCUGGCUUCUGGCUUGCUGAGCGCGGAGAGCGGGUCUGCCUUGGGACGUCCGGUCGCGGCGGACAUGAUGUCAAGUGAAGACGGUCGGCAGUCCCAUGCUUUAACCAAGCCCACUUUUACUGAGGCACAAGCCUCUGCUCUGGUUGAAUCAGUAUUUGGGUUCAAAGUUUCUAAGAUCCGGCCCCUCCCUAGCUAUGACGACCAAAACUUUCAUGUUCACGUUUCAAGAACCACAGACACUACCGAUGACCCUGCUGUAUAUGUCCUCAAAAUAAGCAACACGGAGUCUAGUCAAACUCCAGACCUGAUUGAAAUGCAGAACCAUAUCAUCAUGUUUCUGAGAGCGGCUGGAUUCCCAACGGCCUCCGUGUGCCAAACUAAAGAGGGCAACACGAUCUCGCUCAUGUCCAUCGACAGUGGAUCUGAAAUCAAAAACUACUUGGUGAGAAUGCUCACUUACCUCCCGGGAAGACCCGUAGCCGAGGUUGCCGUCAGCCACCAGCAAUUAUAUGAGAUAGGAAGGCUAGCUGCCCAGCUGGAUAAAACACUGGAGGAAUUUUGUCAUCCGAAGUUAAAUCUUCUUCAUCGGGAGAACUUCAUCUGGAAUCUGAAAAACAUCCCUCUUCUGGAGAAAUACAUGGGUGCUCUGAGCCAGAACCGAAACCGGGAGAUUGUUGAACAAGUCCUCCAGCUGUUCAAGGAAGAAGUAAUGCCCAAAUUAAGUCAUUUUCGAGAAUGUAUCAAUCAUGGUGAUCUUAACGACCAUAACAUCUUAGUAGACUUCAGCGAGCCAGCCUCUGGAGAUGCUGUGUAUCGAGUCUCUGGGAUUUUAGACUUUGGUGACAUGAGCUAUGGCUACUAUGUGUUUGAAGUGGCAAUCACCAUUAUGUACAUGAUGAUUGAAAGCACAAACCCGAUACAAGUGGGAGGCCACAUCCUUGCAGGGUUUGAAAGCGUGAUCCCUCUGACGGCUGUGGAGAGGAGCGCACUGUUUCUCCUUGUCUGCAGUCGCUUUAGUCAGUCUCUUGUCAUGGCUGAGUACUCCUGCCAGCUGUACCCGGAGAACAGAGAGUACCUCAUGGUUACAGCAAAAACCGGAUGGAAGCAUUUGCAGCAGAUGUUCGACAUGGGCCAGAAGGCCGUAGAAGAAAUCUGGUUUGAAACGGCCAAGUCCUAUGAAUCUGGGAUCUCCAUAUGACCAGAGACAAACUUGUAUUUCCUUGGCAAUCAAAACUCAGUUAGGCCCAGAUCAAAUUCAUGAAAGAUUUUCCUGCAGAAUUAAAAAUGAAAUGGUAAAACAAAUUUAUGCUGAAUAUGAAGAGGCAAAGGAAAGUCUAGUUUUUACAGCAAUCUUAGGACUACCUUUUACACUUAAGAAAGUACUACAUUUAGAACUUCCCUAGUGUGCAAGGCCCUGGGCUUAAUUAACCUCAUCACUGUAGAAGAGAAAAACACACUCACAAGGAAGCAUGUCUUUCUGCAGGCUUUGUCUUUUCUUUCAAUCAAGCAUGAUUAUAUAUGAUUUGUAAUCACUCUCUCUAAGUAUAUUCGAUAACUUUUAAACUAUGAAAGGAAUACAUAUAUAAUAACUAUAUUUAUGUAUUUUAAAUAAUCCACAUAUUUUAAACACCUAGUCUACACAACACUAACUGUAUAAACUCUCCUCUGCUCUCACUUCCCUAGCAUCCCAUGGGAUUCUGUCUUUUCCAUAGCAUUUCACUGUCUUACCUGUUGUACAGUCAUCUAGCCUGUCAAUACGACCAUGGCAGAACCAUGAGACACUUACGUCUGUGUGUCUCUCCUUGCACCUGUGAUAGUGCUUUUCCCACAGAAGAGUCUUUGGACACAUUCACAAAAUGAAUGCAUUGCCAGAGGAAAGAUGCUAUGGUGCCGUAGGGGAAAACACGGGUGGGAGUCAUGGGGAAAACAUUUCAGAACAUUGAGAGAGUAGCUGCAACUGGAACCAGAGGUAGACAUUAGACAACAGUGGAACUGCAUGGAAGCAGACGGAGACAUCCAGGCAAGGCCAUUAAGCCUGACAGCAGCAAGGAUCCUCAGCAGAUGGGUGCUCGCUACACUGCUCAGGCUGGUCUUCCGCUCCUUGGUUCCCACAGUCCUCCUGUUCAGCCUCCCAGUGUAGGCCCCUAGCCCUACACCAGAUGUUUUUCAUUCUCUAUAAUUGAUUGCCUUUUAUAGAAAUCUGUAAAAUUAGUGAAAUGAAGCUCAUUACAUAUUUAAGUUUUACCUCGGUAUUUACUGUUUUUUUCCAUGACUCUCUAAUGUAAGUGGCUAUUUACAUAUUCUUGUAGGGUGGGCUUUUUUUUUCUGUGUUUAGACUGGAUUCCAUUGUGUUGUUCAUGCUGGACUCAAGUUGUAAUCCUGCUUCAUGCAACCAAGCAAUUAGCUGGGACUGUAGGCAUGUCCACCACACUCGGUCCGUAUUUUUGGUUUAACCACGCUUUCUACAGAUGACUCAAGUCAGAACCCUGGCCAUUCACACACCUCAGCAGUGCUUACCUCUCUGUGAGUAGGCCCUGAUACUAUAACUGCUUGUCUGUCUGUCUGCCUGCCUAUCAACCUGUCUGAAUUUCCCAAGCUAGGCAUUUCUCUGAAUUUAUUUGGAAUUCAUUUUUAACUUCUUUUUGUUUUGGCUUCCUUUUUGUAAAAUCAAGGUAAUGGUUGUACCUAUCCCAGAGAGUUAGGGUUAGGGUUUUGUAAGAGAAUAUGACAACCUCUUAGCAUAGACUCCGGAACAUAGUAGAAGCACAAUAAAUAGUUACUAAAUAAUGGAUCAUAUUCCAGGUUACCCAAGCUCAAAAUCCUGGUGUAACACGCUGCUUGCCAUAUCCAGUCAGUGAGCCUUGCUGCUUUAACAAAUCAGAAUCUUAGGUCAACAAUCUGGAGCAGCCCUCUUUCCUGCUUCAUUAGUUGUUCAGUAUAUAUACUAUCACCCAAUGUUUAUUGAACAUUAUUUAAUCCAGAACAGAAUCAUACAGAUAGUCUGAAAAUAGAACCUUUAAAAGCUGAAUUAAUUGACUCAAAAGACAGCCCAGGCUUAGAUCUUAAAUUAGGUCUUUGGAUUGUGACCCCUGCUCCUAAUCACUACAGAAUCCCAUACUUCUUUUGCCUCUCCUCUCCUGUACACACACACCCCCCCCCCCCCCCCCCCCCGGGGGGGGGGGACAGAGACAUCGAGGCAGAGAGACAGAGAGAGACGGAGAGAACAAGAACAAAUGAAAUCAUUCACAUGUGAAACACUUAGGAUUCUCACAUUUAAGAUUUUUGUUUAACUAGGCUAAUCAGGAAACUAGGAAUCAGAAAAAUGGACUGAAACUUCGGCAUACUCCAGACCAGCGUUCAUCCUGUUAUACAGUGGAACCUGCAGUUUCUCUCUGAAUUGGUCUUGCUAACGAGGAUUCCCUUCACUAAAUUCCUAAUGUAAAUAUUGCUGAUUUCUGUUAAAAUAUUAAAUAUAUACUGCACUAUA
Molecule: messenger RNA, 3515 nt
Organism: Myodes glareolus (Bank vole)
Lineage: Eukaryota; Metazoa; Chordata; Mammalia; Rodentia; Cricetidae
Gene: Hykk
Product: hydroxylysine kinase
Molecular function (GO): amino acid kinase activity
Source: RefSeq, a predicted model, not a curated record